This is a messenger RNA of Sphaeroforma arctica JP610, 939 nucleotides long. RefSeq lists its product as hypothetical. Gene Ontology annotation, biological process: ribosome disassembly; mitochondrial translation. The transcript has 3 exons. Bases 412 to 939 code for a protein of 175 amino acids. NCBI's taxonomy places the organism in Eukaryota, Ichthyosporea, Ichthyophonida. Gene Ontology annotation, cellular component: mitochondrion. The record is from RefSeq and is a predicted model, not a curated record. Gene Ontology annotation, molecular function: GTPase activity; GTP binding.
GUAGAGAAUAGGGUUAUACAGAACUAACCAGGCGACCUACCCAGAGUUAAUGCACACGUGUGCGUAUCUCACGCACAUCGUGUAUCGUAUAGUCACCCACAGACUAAAGGUGACUGUGACUGCAAACUGUACAUCAAAGCUUGCCGCAGUAAUAUUUUAGACGUUAAAUACAUAGCCCUUGUGUGCAGUGAAGACAUUGGACCUCUUGACGUAUACAGAACGUAUCUAUGUAUAAAAACAAGACAAGUCAACUUUCACUAUAAAACUAAACAUCACUACUACUAUAUACGAGCUAAUUCUGCACAAACCAAAAUAGCUUUACGAAAUACAAGAGAACUAGGCUCCGACCGAUACAACUUCAUAAUUACAAUACAACUCUACCAAACACAAGGCAGCUCUACUUCUCUUAUUAUGAGACUAUUAGGUCGGGCAUACUUGGACAUUAGACCUCACGCUAACAUGUCGAAAUACCUGGUACGUGUGGCUUUAGGUGUACGUUCGUGCGACCGAAAGCUCAUGCAUACACUUUGGCAGUCACGGAACCGGUGCAAUAUAAAAGGACUAUGUGGCAGCGAAUUCAGUACGAUUGUUCAACAGAUGCGCUCCUGCAGCACACAGAGUGCAACCAGAAACAUCGGAGUCAUGGCGCACAUAGAUGCGGGGAAAACCACCACAGUCGAGCGUAUGCUGUACUACUCUGGUUUUCAUAACCAUAUUGGAGAGGUACACGAUGGCGAUACGGUCAUGGACUACAUGACACAGGAGAGAGAGCGAGGCAUCACCAUCACAUCCGCUGCCAUUUCGUUUGAUUGGACUGUGGCUGGCAGUAAAGAGCCCACACACAUCAAUCUGAUAGACACCCCGGGCCACAUAGACUUCACGAUCGAGGUGGAGAGAGCGUUGCGGGUCCUUGAUGGUGUGGUAGGUAAACGUGUGUAG